CAGAGUUCAUGUUCUUUUUAGCUUCAAUAUAAAGAGUUGAAUGUGCUAUAACAUGCUUUACCAUGCAGAGUGUUUCUGAGACUGUGGUGAAACCUGUGGAUAUUUGAAAUCUGAGUUGCUAUGUCUUAUUGUGUCAGUAAAACAUCCAAACAUUAUCUUUACAACAAAAAAUGUAAUUAGAAAUAAUAAAAUAUGUCUGUAAAAUUAACAUAAAACAAACCACUUUAAGAUAAAGAAAAUGCUGGCUAUGAAUUACAAAGCAUCCAACUAGCGCUGACAAAAUGAAAGAAAUACUCUCGAAGGAAAGGUAUAACUUUUAUUUCUCAUGUCAUGUUGCUAUUUAUUAGUCUAAUUUAAGCUACUGGUCAUAAAAUAAAUGAUUUCUCUGCAGAGACGACCCUGAGAAAGCAUUUGUAGGAAGUCUCACAUUAGAUAAGAAGAUUAAAGACUUCCUUCACAACAUCUUUACAGAUCUGGAGAAUAAAAUGAUUGUAUUUAUAAAACAUGAGCUGGAGAUGUUUAAGAAACUCCUAAAAAAACAAAAUACAAAAUAUUAUAAAGAUGUGAGGGAUGAUCUGUGGAGUGUUAAAGAAUCAGCUCUUGAUAUGGCAUUGUACUUUCUGAAGUUGAUGGAACACAAUGACCUCGCUGAUGCACUCCAAGAUGCACUAAUAGAAGUUCAGCAGCGUGCACUCAAAUCAAACCUGUGUAAGAAAUACAAUCAUGUGUGUGAAGGAAUUGCAAAGCAAGGAGAGUCCAACAUUCUCAACAAGAUCUACACAGAUCUGUACAUCACUGAAGGUGGAGUUCAACAAAUGAAUGAACAACAUGAAGUGAGACAAAUUGAAAAGCAAAAAACUAGUGUGAAAGCUGAAGAAACUCAAAUGGAGCAAGAGGAACAAAUUGAAUGCAAGAACAUGUUCACACCAUCACCUGGAGAAGAAAAACCCAUCAGAAGUGUGGUGACACAGGGGAUCGCUGGUAUCGGAAAAUCCAUCUGUGUGCAGAAGUUUGUUCUAGACUGGGCUGAAGGGAAAGAAUAUCAGGACAUCAAGUUCAUAUUUCCACUGCCUUUCAGAGAACUGAACCUGAAAGAAAAAGAAAAAUGCAGCUUGAGGGACGUCAUCUAUCAAUUUUUUCCAGAAACAAAACGAAUGAGAUUCACAGACAGGUAUAAAGUCAUGUUCAUCUUUGAUGGCCUGGAUGAGUGUCGAUUUCCUCUAACAUUCCAUAAAAACCAGAAGUGGACUGAUGUAACAGAAAAAGCCUCACUGGACACUAUAAUGACAAACCUCAUUGAAGGAAAUCUGCUUCCAUCUGCUCUCAUCUGGAUAACCACUCGACCAGCAGCAGCUGCUAAGAUCCCUGCUGAACAUGUGGACCGGGUCACAGAGGUGCGUGGCUUCAAUGAUGUACAAAAGGUGGAGUACUUCAGGAAGAAAAUCAGUGAUGAGAGUCUGGCCAACAGAAUCAUUGGUCAUAUUAAAGGAUCAAGAAGCCUCUUCAUCAUGUGUCAUAUUCCAGUCUUCUGCUGGAUUUCAGCCACUGUACUUGAGGGAACUUUGGGAAGAUCAGACAGUGAACACAUUCCACAGACUCUGACGGAGAUGUACACAUGUUUUCUGAUCUUUCAGACCGUACAGGGGGACAAGAAAUACAAUAGAAAUAAUGCCUCAGACAUUCCAUGGGAUAAAGAGGGAAUUCUUUCAUUGGGAAAGCUUGCCUUUAGUCACCUGGAAAAAAACAACCUGAUUUUCUAUGCAGAAGAUCUAAAAGCCUGUGGAAUUGACCCCAGUAACCUAGCAGUGUACUCAGGAGUGUGCACUCAGGAGACUGGCAGAUUUCUAGGCACAGUUUUCAGCUUUGUGCAUCUCAGCAUUCAGGAGUUCAUUGCUGCUUUGUUUACAUAUGUAUGUGUACAUAAUGAAAACAAGAAUGUUUUUGAUCAAUCAGAAGAGAGAAAAGAAACACAACUUAUUGAUUUUCUAAAGAUUACAGUGGACAAAGCCUUACAGAGUGACAAUGGACACUUGGAUCUUUUCCUCCGUUUCCUUCUGGGUCUCUCAGUGGAGUCUAAUCAGAAGCUCAUUCGAGGUCUACUGACACACACAGGAAGCAGCUCUGACUGCAGAAAGGACAUAGUUAAAUACAUCAAGUUCAAGUUUGAUCAAAAUCCAUCUCCAGAGAGAUCAAUCAAUCUGUUCUACUGUCUGAACGAGUUAAAUGAUGAUUCACUGGUGAAAGAGAUCCAAAGCUACAUGAACUCAGGUCGUCUCUCUGAAGCUGAACUCUCACCUGCUCAGUGGUCUGCUCUGGUCUUUGUGUUGCUGACCUCAGAGGAGGAUCUGGAAGUGUUUGACCUACAGAAGUUUAUAAGAUCAGAUGAAUGCUUUAUGAGACUGUUACCAGUCGUCCAGGAAGCUACAACAGUUCUUCUCAGUGAGUGUAACCUGACAGAGAGAAGCUGCUCGGCUUUACACACAGUUCUCAGCUCAGAAUCCUCCAAGCUGACUGAGGUGGAUCUGAGCAGUAAUCCUCUGGAGGACUCAGGAGUGAAGCUGCUUUGUGCUGGACUGAAGAGUCCAAACUGUAAACUGGAGAAACUCAGGGUAAAUAACAGCAGGAUGACAAAUGAAGGUUGUGCUGCUCUGGGAUCAGCUCUGGGUUUAAACCCCUCACACCUGAGAGAACUGGAGCUGAGUGGGAAUAAACUGGGAGGAUCAGGAAUGAAGGAGCUCUGUGGUGUGCUGAAGAAUCAACAAUUCAAACUGCUGAAACUGGGGUUGUGUAAGUGCAGUCUCUCUGAAGAUGCCUGUACUGCUGUUCUAUCAGCUCUGAGAACAAACCCCUCACACCUCAAGGAGCUGGACCUGAGUCACAGCCAAUUGGAGACACAGGAAUGAAGCAGAUCUCUGAUCUACUGCAGAACUCAAACUGCACUCUGGAGACACUGAGACUAAAUAACUGUAGUCUCACACAAACACAAUGUGGUGAUCUGGCUAAAGCUCUGGAAUCAAACUCCUCAUCAUCUCUGAUAGAGCUGGAGCUCAGAGGAAACUACAGGAUGUCAGACUGGAACAUUUUUAGAUAUU
Molecule: messenger RNA, 3092 nt
Organism: Hemibagrus wyckioides
Lineage: Eukaryota; Metazoa; Chordata; Actinopteri; Siluriformes; Bagridae
Product: NACHT, LRR and PYD domains-containing protein 12-like
Exons: 7
Coding region: 486-2903 (805 amino acids)
Molecular function (GO): protein binding
Source: RefSeq, a predicted model, not a curated record